Molecule: messenger RNA, 4375 nt
Organism: Hibiscus syriacus
Lineage: Eukaryota; Viridiplantae; Streptophyta; Magnoliopsida; Malvales; Malvaceae
Product: DNA ligase 6-like
Exons: 19
Coding region: 66-4295 (1409 amino acids)
Biological process (GO): DNA biosynthetic process; DNA repair; lagging strand elongation
Molecular function (GO): ATP binding; DNA ligase (ATP) activity; DNA binding
Source: RefSeq, a predicted model, not a curated record
UACACCCCCAUUGCUCUCAAAACUCCCAAAUCAACCUUCCAAAAUAGCGCCUUUUUUCUCCGCCGAUGUCCUCUCACUCGGCGGCCUCCGCCUCCGCCUUCACCGCCAAAACCAUUACCAUAGACUCCACCCAACUCUACCUCGCUGCGACAAACUCCUCCGAUUCCACCCUUUAUUUCCCCCCAAUCCCCUCCUCUUUCUAUCCCUCUAAACUCAUCCCUAACACCCGCUUCAUUAUCGACUCCUUCCGCCACAACACCACCACCACUUUCUCCGCCGCCUACUUCCUCUCCCACUUCCACUCUGACCACUACUCUGGUCUAUCCCCUUCCUGGUCCAAAGGCAUCAUCUUUUGUUCCCACCUCACUUCCCUCCUCCUCAUCCAAAUCCUUAAAAUACUUCCCCAUUUCAUCUUCCCGUUACCUCUAAACGACCCCGUUGCGAUAGACGGCUGUGAGGUCGUUCUCAUUGACGCUAAUCAUUGCCCUGGUGCUGUCCAGUUCUUAUUCAAAGUUCCCACAAAAAAUGGGAGCUUUGAAAGGUAUGUGCACACCGGCGAUUGUCGUUAUUGUAGCUCAAUGAAAUUGAAUAGUUAUUUGAAGGAAUUUUUUGGUUGCGAUGCUAUUUUUUUAGAUACAACUUAUUGUAAUCCAAAAUUCGUGUUUCCUUCUCAAGAAGAAUGUGUUGAUUACGUGGUUAGUGUGGUAGAUAUGAUAGGGAAGGAGUUUAAGGGAAAAAGGGUUUUGUUUCUUGUUGCCACUUAUGUUGUUGGAAAAGAGAAGAUAUUGGUUGAGGUUGCUCGGCGAUGUAAGAAGAAGAUAUUUGUUGAUGGGAGGAAAAUGGAGAUUUUGAAUGUUUUGGGGUAUGGGGAAGAUGAAGUUUUUACCGUAGAUGAGAGUGAGAGUGAUGUUCAUGUCGUUGGUUGGAAUGUAUUAGGCGAGACUUGGCCGUAUUUUCGGCCGAAUUUUGUGAAAAUGAAAGAUAUUAUGGUGGAAAAAGGGUAUGAGAAGGUUGUUGGUUUUGUGCCAACUGGGUGGACUUAUGAAAUCAAACGGAAUAAAUUUGCUGUGAGAUCAAAUGAUUCAGUCGAGAUACAUCUAGUCCCUUACAGUGAGCAUUCUAAUUAUGAUGAGCUUAGAGAAUAUGUUAAGUUUUUGAAACCCAAGAAGGUUAUUCCUACUGUUGGUAUGGACAUUGAGAAGCUUGACAGUGAGAAUGCUGAUAAAUUGAGAAAACACUUUGCUGGCCUGGUUGAUGAAAUGGCUAAUAAAAAGGAUUUCCUGAUGGGUUUUCAUUGUGGCAAUUAUGAAAGUGUAGAAAACAUUGAAAUUGAUGCUAGUCCAGUCUUGAAUGAGGAAAAGGACAUGGAGAGAAAGCAAAAUAUUUUGGAAAUGAGAAAUUUUAGGAGUAAUGAUGUAGAUGUUAUUUUGAAUGAUUCAUCUUCUGUGCACAAACCUGAUUUACAAGAUUCAGCAAUACAGGGUGAGGAGGAAAGAGAGAGAAUAGUUGAGGAAUUAGGAGACUCUCUGCCCAAAUGGGUUACCAGGGAUCAGAUAUUAAAUUUGAUUAGCAUCUCCAGAUGGAAUAUUGUUGAAGCAGUUUCUAAUUUUUAUGAACAUGAAAAUGAGUUAUAUGAACAAUUCUCUGCUUUUAGAACUUCUGAUUCUGCUUCUCAGGCCAGUUCAUCUAACAACUCUGUCUCACUUCUAAAUUCAGGGCCUUUUAGAAGUAGCACUGAUGAAAGUUUAAGCCUUCAUUUAAGUCAAGUCAUCAAGCCUUCUAGUUCUAAACUUUCAGUUCGGAGCAACAUAUCUCCUGUCAAAAGAAAGAAAAACACCGAAAACAGGUCAAAUAAGAAAGUCAAAAGUAACCCAAAAUUGAAAUCUAGCGAGUCAAAGCAACCUACGAUAACUAGCUUCUUUGGUAAAGUUUCGGUUGAUGCCUCUAAAGGUGGUAGGACUGGUCCGCAAAUUGAGGAAUGCCCCAAAGGUGAAAGUACUUUGUCUACUGACUUGACUAAAUCAUAUUUAGAGAAAAUCGACCAGUUUAUUCAGAUAAUAAAUGCCAAUGAAUCGUCAAGAGAUUAUGUGGUCACCUUACUUGAGAAGGCCCAAGGAGAUAUCAACAAGGCACUGGAUAUAUAUUACAGUAAUCCCGAUGUGAAGCUCGAUGAGAAUACAGAAAAUAUUAUAGUUUCCAAUAAAUCAGCUCAGGUCCCCUGCUGUACUAAUGAUUGUCCUGUAACUCCUGUUAGCAAGAACAAACAUGCACCAGAGGAAUCAAGAUGUAUUACCUAUUUAUCUUUGCAGGGACAACCAGUGGAAAAUGUUGACACAACUCUUGUAUCAUUGCCUCCUGAUAAAUAUAAACCUAUAGAGCAUGCAUGCUGGAGAUCUGGUCAGCUUGCUCCAUAUGUCCAUCUUGCACGGACUUUCGACCUUGUUGGCAGUCAAAAUGGAAAGAUUAAAGCUACUUCUAUGCUUUGCAAUAUGUUUAGGAGUUUGCUGGCCUUGUCCCCCGAGGAUGUGCUUCCUGCUGUGUAUCUGUGCACCCAUAAAAUUGCUGCUGACCAUGAAAAUAUUGAAUUGAAUAUUGGCGGAAGCUUGGUUACAUCCGCACUGGAAGAAGCUUGCGGGACUAACCGUUCGAAAAUAAGGGAUAUGUACAAUGACAUGGGUGAUCUUGGUGAUGUUGCACAAGCAUGCCGGAAAACCCAAACUCUGCUUGCUACUCCACCAUCACUACUAAUUAGGGACGUAUAUUCUGUGCUUAGGAAGAUAAGUGUACAAACGGGCAGUGGCAGUACCAUCCGGAAGAAAAACCUCAUUGUGAGUCUUAUACGUUCAUGUAGAGAGAAAGAGAUGAAGUUUCUGGUUAGAACUUUGGUCAGGAAUUUGCGAAUAGGAGCAAUGAUGAAGACGGUUCUUCCUGCAUUGGCUCAAGCAGUUGUCAUGAAUUCCUCUCUUAAUCUUUAUCAUGAAGGGACAGCUGAUAGUCUAAAAGAGAAGCUUCAGGGUAUUUCGGCAGCAGUAACUGAAGCAUAUAAUGUACUUCCAAAUUUGGAUUUACUUGUUCCUUCACUAAUGAAGGAAGGUAUUGCGUUUUCAUCAUCAACCUUGUCGAUGGUUCCGGGAAUACCUAUUAAGCCCAUGCUUGCAAAAAUUACCAAUGGGGUUCCAGAAGUACUGAAGUUUUUUCAAAACAAAGCUUUUACAUGUGAAUAUAAAUAUGAUGGUCAGCGUGUCCAAAUUCACAAAUUGGCUGAUGGAUCAAUGCGUGUCUUUUCACGAAAUGGAGAUGAAACAACAUUAAGAUUUCCGGAUUUAGUUAAUACAAUUAAGGAGUCUGCUAAGCCUGCUGUCCAAACUUUCGUAUUAGAUGCGGAGGUUGUUGCAAUUGAUAGGAAGAAUGGUCAGAAGCUGAUGUCCUUCCAAGAAUUAUCUUCAAGAGAAAGAGGGAGCAAAGAUUCUUUGAUCACAGUGGAUAAAAUAAAGGUUAACAUUUGCGUAUUCGUGUUUGAUAUCAUGUUUGCCAAUGGAGAGCAACUCUUAGAUGUUCCUCUGCGCCAAAGAAGGAAACGUUUGAAGGAUUUGUUUCACGAUGAGAAGUUGGGACAUUUUGAAUAUGCAAAAGAAAUCACUGUGGAAGCAGAUGAUACUUGUUUGACCAGUGAAGCCACAUUUAAUCGGAUAAACUCCUUCCUUGAAGAUGCAUUGCAGUUUUCAUGCGAAGGAAUUAUGGUUAAAUCCUUGGAUACUGAUGCUGGAUAUCUUCCGUCAAAGCGAAGUGAUUCAUGGUUAAAGGUAAAGCGGGACUAUGUGGAAGGGUUAAGCGACUCCCUUGAUUUAGUCCCGAUUGGUGCUUGGCAUGGUAAUGGAAGAAAAGCAGGAUGGUAUAGUCCGUUCCUCAUGGCAUGUUACAACCCAGACACUGAAGAUUUUCAAAGCGUAUGCCGUGUUAUGUCUGGAUUCUCCGAUUCAUUUUACAAAGAGAUGAAAGAGUUCUUUUCCGGAGAUAGGAUCUUAGCCAAAAAGCCUGCUUACUAUCAAACAGCUGAGGUGCCUGAUAUGUGGUUCACUCCAGAACUUGUUUGGGAAAUAAGAGGUGCAGACUUCACUGUAUCACCAGUUCAUCAGGCUGCGAUAGGGUUAGUCCAUCCCUCCCGUGGCAUCUCAAUGAGAUUUCCGAGGUUCAUCCGCUCGGUGACAGACAGAAAUCCUGAGGAAUGUAGCACGGCAACAGACAUAGCUGAAAUGUUUCAUUCGCAGACUCGAAAGAUGGAUGUGACAGUGUAACAAUGACCACUUUUUUCAGGUUUGUGUACAUAUGUUUUCCGUCCAGGUUCUGGUAUUGGCUUGGCUGGUGUUUAACCAUU